CGGGCAGACCCAGCGCUCCGGCCCGGCCCGGCUCGGCUCGGCUCGGCUCCGGGGCGCGCCGCGACCAUGCAGCGCCGGGGCGCCCUGUUCGGAAUGCCGGGCGGCAGCGGCAGCAGGAAGAUGGCUGCAGGAGACAUCGGCGAGCUGCUGGUGCCCCACAUGCCCACGAUCCGCGUGCCCAGGUCCGGGGACAGGGUCUACAAGAAUGAGUGCGCCUUCUCCUACGAGUCCCCGAAUUCUGAAGGUGGACUCUAUGUAUGCAUGAAUACAUUUUUGGCCUUUGGAAGGGAACAUGUUGAAAGACAUUUUCGAAAAACUGGACAGAGUGUAUACAUGCACCUGAAAAGACAUGUGCGAGAGAAGGUAAAAGGGGCAUCUGGUGGAGCUUUACCAAAAAGGAGGAAUUCCAAGAUUUUUUUAGAUCUAGAUACUGAUGACGAUUUAAAUAGCGACGAUUAUGAAUAUGAAGAUGAAGCCAAACUUGUUAUAUUCCCAGACCACUAUGAAAUAGCACUACCAAAUAUUGAGGAGUUACCAGCCCUGGUAACAAUUGCUUGUGAUGCAGUUCUCAACUCAAAAUCUCCAUACAGAAAGCAGGAUCCAGACACAUGGGAAAACGAGCUGCCAGUAUCCAAAUAUGCCAAUAACCUCUCCCAGCUCGACAAUGGAGUCAGGAUUCCUCCGAGUGGUUGGAAGUGUGCCAGGUGUGACCUGCGAGAAAAUCUCUGGUUGAAUCUGACUGAUGGCUCCGUGCUCUGUGGGAAGUGGUUCUUUGACAGUUCUGGAGGCAAUGGGCAUGCUCUGGAGCAUUACAGAGACAUGGGCUACCCUCUAGCUGUGAAACUGGGAACCAUUACUCCUGACGGGGCAGAUGUUUACUCUUUUCAAGAAGAGGAACCUGUGUUGGAUCCUCACUUGGCCAAGCACUUAGCACAUUUUGGAAUCGAUAUGCUUCACAUGCAUGGGACAGAGAAUGGGCUCCGGGACAAUGACAUCAAGCCGAGGGUCAGUGAGUGGGAAGUGAUCCAGGAAACGGGGACGAAGCUGAAGCCCAUGUAUGGCCCUGGGUACACGGGUCUCAAGAACCUGGGCAAUAGCUGCUAUCUCAGCUCUGUCAUGCAGGCCAUCUUCAGCAUCCCUGAAUUCCAGAGAGCGUAUGUAGGAAAUCUUCCAAGAAUAUUUGACUACUCUCCUUUAGACCCAACACAAGAUUUCAACACACAAAUGACUAAGUUAGGACAUGGCCUUCUCUCAGGACAGUAUUCAAAACCGCCCAUGAAAUCUGAACUCAUUGAACAGGUGAUGAUGAAGGAGGAACACAAGCCUCAACAGAAUGGCAUCUCUCCACGCAUGUUUAAAGCCUUUGUAAGCAAGAGCCACCCAGAGUUCUCCUCCAAUAGACAGCAGGACGCCCAGGAGUUCUUCUUGCACUUGGUGAAUCUAGUAGAGAGGAACCGCAUUGGCUCCGAAAACCCAAGUGAUGUUUUUCGGUUUUUGGUGGAAGAACGUAUUCAGUGCUGUCAGACCCGAAAAGUCCGCUACACGGAGAGGGUGGACUACCUGAUGCAGUUACCUGUGGCCAUGGAGGCAGCAACCAACAAGGAUGAACUUAUCGCCUAUGAAUUAACAAGAAGGGAAGCAGAAGCCAACAGAAGACCCCUUCCCGAGUUGGUUCGUGCCAAGAUACCAUUUAGUGCCUGCCUUCAGGCCUUUUCUGAACCAGAAAACGUUGAUGAUUUCUGGAGCAGUGCCCUACAAGCAAAGUCUGCGGGUGUGAAAACAUCUCGCUUUGCCUCAUUCCCUGAAUACUUGGUAGUGCAGAUAAAGAAGUUCACUUUUGGUCUUGACUGGGUUCCCAAAAAAUUUGAUGUUUCCAUUGAUAUGCCAGACCUACUUGAUAUUAGCCAUCUCCGGGCCAGGGGGUUACAGCCAGGAGAGGAGGAACUUCCAGACAUCAGCCCCCCCAUAGUCAUUCCUGAUGACUCAAAAGAUCGCCUGAUGAACCACUUGAUAGACCCAUCGGACAUUGACGAAUCAUCAGUGAUGCAGCUGGCCGAGAUGGGUUUCCCUCUGGAAGCGUGUCGGAAGGCCGUGUACUUUACUGGAAAUAUGGGAGCUGAGGUGGCCUUCAACUGGAUCAUUGUUCACAUGGAAGAGCCAGAUUUUGCUGAACCACUGACCAUGCCUGGUUAUGGAGGAGCAGCUUCUGCUGGAGCCUCUAUAUUUGGUGCUACUGGAUUGGAUAACCAACCUCCAGAGGAAAUUAUAGCUAUCAUUACCUCCAUGGGGUUCCAGCGAAAUCAGGCUGUUCAGGCGCUUCGAGCAACGAAUCAUAACCUGGAAAGAGCUCUGGAUUGGAUCUUUAGCCACCCUGAGUUUGAGGAAGACAAUGACUUUGUGAUUGAGAUGGAGAAUAAUGCCAAUGCAAACAUUAUUUCUGAGGCCAAGCCUGAAGGACCUAGAGUCAAGGAUGGAUCUGGAAUGUAUGAAUUAUUUGCAUUCAUCAGUCACAUGGGAACAUCCACAAUGAGUGGCCAUUACGUUUGUCACAUCAAAAAGGAAGGAAGAUGGGUGAUCUACAAUGACCACAAAGUUUGUGCCUCAGAAAGGCCCCCAAAAGACCUGGGCUACAUGUACUUUUACCGCAGGAUACCAAGCUAAACCUCAGACCCACAAAUCGGCAAGAAGAAGCCAUACGCCUUUUUAAUUUGCCAAAAAAAAAAAAAAAAAAAAAAGUUGGGACAGCCAGACAUGAAGGAAUAUGUGGGGUAUUUAUAGUUUAUUUAAAGAACAUCAUUUGACGCCUUCUGAAAUAGAACUGGGAAGAAAUUUCUAUUAGUGAUGAUACACUACUGUAGAUAGUUUUUCUUUUUAUAAAUGUUCAAGGAAAGGGUGAUUUAAAAAAGUAUUCAUAUUGUUGGUGGGGGAUGCCGCUGACACAUCAAAAAAUGAGGAUGUGCCACUAGCCUCUGUUUUUCUUUGGGGUUCAGCAAUUUUGGGCUCCAGAGAAACCAAGUAGUGGGCUCAGUGGCAUAGCCUCACCCACAAUAAAAGAAAUGCCUAUUUUUGUUUCAUAUCAAAAAUCGAAGUAUACUGGGCUGUAUUUAUGACAUAUUUUUUUCAUUACACAUAAUAAUUUCUGACCUAUCUAUGUAUAGUAGAUUAGGGUAUACCUAUAAUGAAAGAUUUUAAUUUAAUCACAUAAAUUCAUAAUACAAUUGUGUGAAUGUGUGUGAGAAUGAGCGUGUGAAACCUUAAUAGUUAACUGGAAAAUCUGACAGGUUGGUUUUAAAAGGUUAACGCAGUUGGUUAAGCAUAGCUGGAAAAAGCAAGUAAAUGUUUUAAACCAUAACUCAGGAAUAGUUAAAAAUUAGUUCCCCACUUAGAUUUUCAGGCAUAAAAGGACUGAGUUGUCCCUUUAAGUGUUGUUAAGAGUUGACUUGGGUUUGUCAAGUUUGGUGGUGUAAUGAGAGAUGCCCACAGCAGCACAAUAUUUACUUUGCCAAAGACAGAUAAAUUCUGUUUCUCAGCAGCCCUUCCUGUAAGGUUUAGUGUAUAUUUGUAGUUAAAAUAGCUGAUCUCUUACCAUAACACACGGCAACUCUGUGGAAUUCUGUUAAGUGCUCCAAAUUUGUCUGCAAUUUUCUCGUCUCUGAGCUCACUGCCUGCUUCCAUUUAUACAUUUGCUGGGGCCAGAAUCCCAUCUUUGCCCUUUCUGGGAUUAUCACCUCCUGACUUCCCUUCACUGCUUAUUGCUGUGACGAACAGCCUAAUCUUGGGGGCGCUUGUAGGGUUUCAGAUGCAAAGACCAUUGUGAUGAAAGACCAUCAUUUCCAUUUUGGUGUUUUCAUUAUUUUCUUUGCAACCUGGGAUUUAAUCAGAGCUUCAAAUGUGAUGAUGAGAAAGUGGAAUGAUAGUGCCCUAUAAUUUUCCUGCUGCUCUGUACAAAUUCCUAGGUCUCUGGAGUUUCUAUUUCAGAUUAUUCAGUCAAAUGAAAAAGUCAGUUGUUAUUAUUGUCUGCUUAACAUACAUUUGAUUGGUAGAAAGGAUCUUUCUAGAAACUGUAGGAAAAGAAAAUAGAACCAGUUGGGUGAACUACAGCACAGACGGUGUGUUCACAAUUGUGAAGUAAAGAUUUUAGCUGAAACUGGGCCUACCUCGCAGGAGACCACUUGCACCAUGUGGCAUGUGGUCUGGGAACUGUGGUCCAGAGACCUGCGUGCUGCCUGGAGUUGGCUGUGGGGCUUAGGCAAGUACCAUGUCCUCCCUGUGCCUCAUUUUCCUCAUGCGCUAUGGUGUGAUAACCCCUGUCCACUGUACUUUGAAGAUAGGGUAAGACUUGAUAUGGGGAACCUUUAGGAGUCAUAGGUGUUAUGUCUCAGGGGGUGCUAGCCACGUCUGCUCCCGUUCUUCCCACAUGCUCUGUUCUUCAAUUUGGGAGCAAAUGAGAUUGGAGAAGGAGGGAGUUCAUGGAGCAGUAAUUCUCAGCUACACUGUGCGUGCUGGUGUCCCCUUCUAACAUUACCUUGGGUAUCCCGGGGAAUCCAAAUCUGUGAUUUGAGUCCUCGACAGGUAGAAGUCCCCAUUCUAAGCAGCCUUACAGGAUCCAAUCUUCUUAGGGCUGAGUGAGUAUCAUAGAAUAACAGCUCCAAAUGUACAGUAAAAAUGGCUUGUUUUCAGUGCUACCACAAAGCGAAUCCUUUUUGGGGAAUGAGGUGUGAUUGGGAGUUUGGAUUGAAAUGUGGACAAAGAUAGCAUGUAUUUUGAGCAAAAUAAUUUUAUAAUAAAACUUUGCAAAAGAAAUGGUAUAAAAUCAGUAUUUAAAAUUAUAGGCUAUAUAUUAUUUAAUUUCAUUCUGUAGAAAGAGAAAUUCAGCCCUUUUGAUGCUUAAGAUAAAGUGUAAAAAAGCAUAAUAUGUUUUUUUUUUUUCCUGCCUCCAAAACAAAGGGCUAUUUCUACAGGCAAAGUUUUAUAUAUGUACCAUUCUUUUUUUCAGAUUGAGUGCUGGGAAAAACUGAAGCAAAUAAUAGAUUUCUUUCUUGCUUAAAAGUGUAUUUACAUGUAUACCCUUGUAGACACAAGGCAGAUUUCCCUGGAAUAUGUCUGGAAUGUACUGCUUAAUUUUACAUGUCUGUAGACAAGAUAAUUUGUGUCUGAUAACUGGGAUAAUGUGUGGAAUUUGUCAAUUGAAUAUCAGCCUGUUUGGACUCCCCUGUGUAAGGCGUGGCAGUAUAAUUGUGAAAUUCUGUGUUUGGAUGUAUGUGUGAAAGAGAGCACUUUCUUCCUGUAAAUACCUUUUGAUAUCCACUUGUGUAAAGUCCUAAUGAAUGGUUCUUUGGAAAGUACAAUGUAUCAAAGUUUUUAUUUUGUCAGUUGAUCUAAAUGCCCAUACAACUAAUCAGAAAUCCAGCUUGGAUUUUUUGAUCAAAGACAAAAAAAAAAAAAAAUUGGGACUUUUUUUUAAGGGGAAGGGAAAGUAUGCAGAUUGGAAAUCUCCUGUUUUAAUACCAUUUAAAUGAAUAUUACUUCAGUAUUUUGAAAUUGACUCAGCUGUUUUCUCCUACCUACAAGAGAAUGUGCCUGCCAUUCCCGGUGCUCACUGUGGGCGGGAGGAAGUCUGGUGUGAGUGACCUGUCGCUCUGUGUCAUUGAUUCCCUUGACCUUAGCUGGACAGAUGAGAGCCCUCCCGCCUCGAAGUGCAAAGGGGCUGGGUGACUUUACACUUUACCUCUGGGCCUUUUUCUUCAAGAUGAGUGGGUUGGGCUGAAUGAGCUCAGAAAUCCCUUCCUGCCCUGACAUUCAAUUCUGUUUUUAUUGUCCUAUGGAUGCUAUGGGGGGUCAGACAGGUGAGGAGGAAUCACAUAGAGGUUAGAUGUUAUAUUUUUGGUUUGUUAAAGCUUCUACACCCCUAAUUUACUGCCUGCCUCAUUUUUGGUGUGCCCACCCCAACUUCUAUUCCUGUUACUCUUACCUUUAAUUUCUUUGGUAAUUAUCCAUACUCUUAGACCUCUCCACUUUCAAUCCAUGAGAUAUUUGUUACCAUCUCCCUACAAUGUGAAAAAUGCAUGUAAAACACCCUCCAAGCUCAAAGCCUCAGAAUUACAUAAAUAGGUAACAUUUAGUAUUUUCUUAUUCUAAUUCAGUUAUACUUAUGGUCCCCCAAGUAAAUGCUGAGAAAGCUAUCCUUCACAGAAUGGAUGUCUCUUUUUGUCUUGUAAACAUUAUUUUUGCUAAGUUGCAUCAUCCGAAUGGACCAUCUAUGGGAGGUGGCAGGUGACCGUUUCAGGGCUAGGGCAUGGAUUAGAUAAAAUGUGUUACUGUCAUUUACCUUCAGUCAGUAAUCCUAGUUUUUAGAACAAAGCUCUCUCCUCUUGGUGUAUGAUACUUCCACAGAGCUUCCCUACUCAGUAACUCAUCUUGGAAGAGUUUAGAUUCUUUAGACCUGUGCUACUCAGUGGGGUUGUCAGUAGCCACUUGUGAUAAUGAUGCCUUGAAAUUUGGCUUGUUCCAGCUUGUGCUGUACACAAAAGGCUUGGCAUCCCCCCCAAAAUGUAAAAUAUUUCAUCAAUAUUUUCUAUCAAUUACAUGGGGAAACAAUAUUUUAGAUACAUUGAUUAGAUAAAAGAUAUAUUACUAAAUUUUCACUUAUUCCUUUUAGUAUUUUUUUAAAAUGUGGCUACCAAAAAUUCAAAAUAGGUAUGUGAUGCCCAUUGUACUUCUCUUGGACAACGCUACUCCAGACUCUAGGUGGUGUGGGUAGGCAGUGAAAUACCACAGAUAUGGAAGGUAACUCUAUGAACCAUCCAAAUAGACAAAAGCAACACAAAUAUUGGUGUUGGAGUCAGGAGCACAGUGAGGCACAGAUUGUCUUCUAGAAGAUUUUUCUGUGUAAAAGAUCUAUGAAUAAGAUCUGUUAACAAACAUGAGCAAAUGUGCCCCACACCUAGUUCCUUCAAUUUUGCCUAGAAGCUGCUAACUUACUUUUUGCGCAUUUUCCAGGUGCCCAGGAUGUUGCCACUUGAAGGUGAUGGGCAUAUUUGGUUUAUUUUAGGCAACAUUCUCUUGUGGUUUCCUUACUCUCUUGUAUUUGGUCUGUGCAGAGGUGGGUGCGUUGAAACAAUGUGCAAAUCUUGCCCAUCGACUCCUCUUGGCCUUGGAAGAGGCUGAGCCUGCACCUGCGUCUGCCUGCCCUGCAGGUUUUGAUGUUGGCUCCUGAAAGAGUUUGUUUGUUUUGUUUUGCACUAGUGACAAUUGUUUAAAUUAUCUCAAAUGUUUUGGGAGAGUAUUUGCCUCUGAUGGAGAGAUGAAUGAUUAAUUGCUUCAAUUGUUUUAAAAUUAAAUGCUAUUCUCACAAUCUGAGGUCUCUCUCUCUCUCUCUUUCUCUGUUUUGUUUUCUGGUUUUGUAAAAUGUCAAGUAAACUGAAUAUAUUUCUCUUCCCAGAUUUCUAUCCACUAGUGAAACAGAUAACUUGAGACAAAGACUAACUUUCUUUCUUUUUAGGAUUUAUUUUGUGGGGGUUGCCUGGUCCCCAGCAGUAGUAGAACAUCAGCAAUGACAAGAUAUGAACCUCUGUGAAGGGGGGAGGGGCCGAGGCAUGGAGGUAUCUCAUGUCUUUUAGACUGUCCCUAGGAUAUUAAGUUUAGCCAAAUGUUGGAGUCAGUUGAGGAAUCCUUGGCUCAUAGUUUGCUGGUGACUGUCUUUACAUAGGUACAAGCAGAUUUCACACUAGUUCCACAGGAGACGUCAGCAUUUCUAUGACACCAUCGUUUUCAGGUGUAUGAGCUUCUGAUACUGAGGUAAUAAAUUACCACACACUUAGUUACUUAAAAUGAUACAUUUACUAGGUUAGAAUUCUGAAAUGGGUUUUAUGGGGCUAAAAUCAAGGGGUCUUCUGGGAAUCCAUAGAAGAGAAUCAAUUCCUUGUCUUUUCCAGAUUCUGGAAGCUGUUCCUGUUCCUUGGUUCAUGGCCUUGGCCUUGCUCCAUCAUUAGCUUUUAAUUUUAUAUCUCCUGAUUUACUCUUCUGCCUCCUUCCUGUGCAGACCCAUAUGAUUACACUGAGGCCCACCCUGUUAGUCCAGAAUAUUCUUCCCACUGAGGAAGGUAGUAUUCACAGGUUUCAGAGAUUAGCAGUUGCAUAUUUUGGAUGAACAUUAUUUUGGCUGCCAUGUAGGGAUGCAAAUUACAGCUUAAAAUAUGUCCAUUCAGUGUUUAAAAUUUUUAUGAAAAUGAACUUAUAUAUUUUUUAAAUAUAGUAAAUAUAUAUCACAAUAAAAUGACUGACUUCAGUGCUAUGCCAUAUAUUUGGAAAGAGGGAUAGAAAGAGAAGGAAGCAAUUGUGAUAAUGAGGGAUUGUUUGAUUCAGAAAAUUUGUGAAGUUAUUGGGACAAUGUUUGCAAGCCAGCUGCUGCUCAUGUUCACUUGCUAUAUCCCAUCCUACCCAGCAGGAGAGUUUACCAGUUUGUCUAUGUGUUGUGUGAACUUAACAUUCCUGCUUUUCAAAGGUAUUGGGUGGUCGGAAAAGUCAUGAUAUUUCUUUUCUAUGUUUCUCAAGCAAAAAUGCAUCAUAAUGGUGCACGGGUGCAUUGGUGAAGGAAAUUCUAUGGGGACUAUACCUGAGGGGAGAGGGGAAGCAAACAUUGUUUAAAAAUGAACAAUGAUGUAAAAAAAAAAUAAAAAUGCAUCAUGACUUUUAAA
Messenger RNA from Talpa occidentalis (Iberian mole), 8696 nucleotides. RefSeq names its product ubiquitin specific peptidase 13 (gene USP13). NCBI's taxonomy places the organism in Eukaryota, Metazoa, Chordata, Mammalia, Eulipotyphla, Talpidae. The transcript has 21 exons. The record is from RefSeq and is a predicted model, not a curated record. Gene Ontology annotation, molecular function: cysteine-type deubiquitinase activity; zinc ion binding; protein binding. Gene Ontology annotation, biological process: protein deubiquitination. The coding region runs from base 67 to 2661 and encodes 864 amino acids.